GUGGAGUAGUUCUCAAUCCAGCUUACUAUGGGAUGCCAGGCCAUACAAAUACUAUGAUCCAUGAAAUAGGACACGUCUUGGGACUCUAUCAUGUCUUUAAGGGUGUGGAUGAAAGAGACUCCUGUGAUGAUCCCUGCAGGGAGACAACACCAUCCAUGGAAACUGGAGAUCUCUGUGCUGACACUGCACCUACACUCAAAAGCAAAGUCUGUCGGGACCCAGAUCCAAUCAAUGACACCUGUGGCCAUACUCCUUUCUCUGGAACUCCCUUCAACAAUUAUAUGAGCUAUACAGAUGACAAUUGCACGGACAGUUUUACUCCAAACCAAGUGGCACGAAUGCAUUGCUAUCUGGAUCUGGUAUACCAGCAGUGGACUCAGAGCAGAAAACCCACUCCUGUCCCUGUGCCACCUGUGGUCGUUGGUCAGAGCCAGGAUACACUCACCAUACACUGGCUGCCUCCCAUUAGUGGAAUGCUUUAUGAAAGAGAGUCAGGGAACCUCUGCGGAAAUUGUGCUGAAGAUGGAACUUUCAGCCAGUAUGUACAUGAGGCCUCUUCUCCUCUAAUCUGUGAUUCUUCUGGUUAUUGGACUCCAAAGGAGGCAGUAGGACCUCCAGAUGUAACUCAACCCUGUGAAACCAGCUUGCAGGCCUGGAGCCCUGAAUUUAAUCUGUUUAAUGUGAGCAUGACCACUCCUUGCCUUAAGCCCCUUGGUUGCAUUUUGGAGCUCUACUUCCUAUAUCCUGUGUAUUCUGACUCUUUAUUGAUAUGGGCUACAAAUUUCUCCACCAAUUCCAAAGUUCUGUCCGAUGUUGAGAUCCUGACGGAGCAUGGGGAUUCUGUACACCUUGGACCAAUGGAUACAUUCUGUGACAUUCCCCUCACGGUGAAACUGAACCUUACCAAGAAAGUGUCUGGCAUAAAGAUUUACACGUUUGAUGAGAAGAUGGAGAUAGAUGCUGCACAAUUGAUCUCCACACCACACAGUCCACUUUGUUCAAACUGCAAACCUGUGAGGUACAGGGUUCUGCGGGACCCCCCAUUCCAUGAUGGAUCCCCAGCGAUGGUGAUGCAGCCAGGAAGAAAGUUUAUUGACAAGGAAGUCACAAUUGGCCAACGAUACCAGUACCAAGUGCAGGCUGUAGCAGGAGCUGCUAUAAGUGAAGCCUCCCCACCUCUGUUCCACAUCCAUGGCUCUUCCUAUUGUGGGGACGGGCAAGUAAGCAGGAGUCUUGUAGAGGAAUGCGAUGAUGGAAACCUGUUAGAUGGGGAUGGUUGCUCUAGAAACUGUAAAAAAGAAAGAGGAUUCCACUGUGUUGGUGAACCAAGCCUGUGCUACAUCCAUGAAGGUGAUGGCAUCUGUGAGCCAUUUGAGGAAAGCAGCAGCAUUGUGGAUUGUGGUCUCUUCACCCCUGAAGAGUAUGUGGAUCAGUGGGCAUCAGAUGCCUAUGCAUCCCACCAAGAUGAGAAAACGUGCCCAGUCUCCAUGGUGAUUGGAGAACCUCUUGUGAAGGUUUGCAGGCCUCAUCAUCAAGAGACACUGGACAAUGAAUCACAGCUGGCUUGGUUUCCUUGUAUGAAGCAUGAAGUUCUUCAGGAUACAGAGAGGGAGAAAAUACAUUUGAAUGACAGAAUUUGGCUGAAAGUGUGUUUCAACCGACCCAGUAUGGCUACUUCACUCUUUGUUUUCUUGGCAUCUGUGGGCAUUUCCAGUGGUGACCAUCUCAAGCCAUCUAUGACAAUACACUUAGGUGACAUAAGUGGGCACAACUAUUUCCUUGCUACAUCAGAGCUGUCAUGUCAGCAGAAUCCACUGGUCAUCAACAUGACUGGAAAAAUUGCCUCCCACCAAAUCACCUAUGCCUUGUUCAAUUUCUCCUCUCUCUCUGUGGGCAUCUCUGCAGUGGCUUUGCGAACUCAUUUGCCAUCUGAUUCUUCCAGCCCAAGUAAUUGUCUCCCAGAGCAUGAAGGUCGUGGUUGCCAGAGACACAGCUGCACCCAACAUACCUGUAGAGAGCAGGGAAGCUGCGUGCUUCCACAGAUCCAUCAUGCUACCCUUGCAAACUGUACUUCCAGUAGCCGGGGGCACAUGGAGUGUGUUAUUUCUUGUGAAAGGGGUUUUGUUCUCCAUGUUAAACAUGGACAUUUGCUGCGCCCAAGACAGAAAGAGAUCUUGCUGACUUGUAGCUCUGGGCACUGGGACAGAUCAGUGACAUGUAACCCUAUUGACUGCCAAUUUCCAGACCAAUCUCACGUCCUUUAUGCAGAGUUCUCCUGCCCUAAAGGCACCACGUUCCUGAAGCGAUGCUUCCUUUCCUGUAUCAAGCCAGCAAAACUCCAAGGGGUUAAUCAGUGGAUCACCUGCCUGGAGGAUGGACUCUGGUCACUUCCAGAAGCUUACUGCAAACUGGAGUGCGACCCUCCAGGCCCAGUUGCCAAUGCUGAGCUUUUGCUACCUCGAUGCAAGCAAGGGAAUCAUGAUGUGGGAUCUGUCUGUCGCUACAAGUGUAAGCCUGGAUACCAUGUAGCAGAAACAAAAGAUGAAAAGCCCAGGAAAACGUUUCUGAAUAUCCACUGCCUUGAAACUGGCUUCUGGGAGGAAGGGAGCUGUGUUCCUGUGGUUUGUAAACCACCCCCACCAGUCUUUGAAGGGAUGUAUAACUGCACCAAUGGCUUUGAGCUUGAUAGUCAGUGUGUGCUCAGCUGUGGUCCAAAGAGUAAGACGCUUCCAAUCCUUUGCACUAAAGAUGGCUUGUGGACCAAGGAAUUUAACUUAUGUGAAGAACUGCAAGGAGAGUGUGCACCACCGCAGGAACUUAAUUCAGUGGAAUACAAUUGUGAGCAAGGUUAUGGAAUUGGGGCUGCAUGCAUACCUUCCUGUCUGUUUCUUCCAAGGGAUCCUGUGACAUUGCCUGAAAAUGUCACUGCUGAUACCAUGGACCAUAAAUUAAAGCCUACCAAAGUCCAGAGUAUCGUGUGUACUGGAAGACUGGAAUGGUAUCCCGAUCCAAAAGCUAUUCAUUGUAUUACUUCUUGUGAGCCUUUCCAUGCCGAUGGGUGGUGUGACACCAUCAACAACCGAGCCUAUUGUCAGUAUGAUGGUGGUGACUGUUGUUCCUCCACAGUCUCCUCAAAGAAGGUUGUUCUGUUUCCUAAUGGCUGUGAUCAGGACGAGUGCACCUGCCGGGAUCCAGCAGCAGAAGAGAAUCAGUAGCAGCAGCAGCAGCAGCAGCCAGGACACGUUGUGCUGCCAAGGCUCAAAAUGGAGGGAAUGAUGAAGGCUUGAAGGAGAGCAUAAAUAAGAGAACUGCAAAGGCUGAGGAAAAGGAUUCAGGGGAAGUCUGGUCAUAAAGGCCCUGCACUUGAUGUGUAAGUGCACAAAGGAGAAAGGAAAUUAUGAAGAAAGGAGAGGAGAGCGAGCAAGAAAAUGAACACUUUUACCACCUUUGGUCAACUUCUUUUCCAUCAGAACUGAAACACAAGAUAGCCUUGUCAACUCUGCUGGCAAACUAAACUGGAUCUAAAUGGAGCCUUGAAGCUUCCUUCCUUGCAUUGCCGCGUCAGUGGUUUGCCACUUAAACUGUGUCUUUUGCUCUGACGUUCAUCGGUAUGCUCCCCUCUAGAGCUUGAUUUAGCAAAGCGGGGAGGGAAAUGUGAUCUGUCUGCAAAUAUUUAAACAUAAUUUUAUUACAAAUCUAUAUAAUAUUUUAUUUGCUAUUUAGUAAGCUAAAACAUG
Python bivittatus (Burmese python) is the source of this 3737-nucleotide messenger RNA. The record is from RefSeq and is a predicted model, not a curated record. Lineage: Eukaryota; Metazoa; Chordata; Lepidosauria; Squamata; Pythonidae.